AAUGCGAGUUGCGCCUUGGGCUGUUGAAGUCUCCAGCUCUUGUCCCGGUUAGCUGUGACUCUCUGGGUGCUUGGGAGGGCCUGGUCUCAGCCCUGCGGGCCAAGCGAGGGGUUGGCCGCCGCGCGCGCACUCCUGCGGGGGGACCAAGGCAGAGGUAGAGCGCAGCGCAGCCGGGCAGCUGCCGGGCCUCCAGGUGGUGAGGGCUGACGCCAGGUCCUUCCUCCUUAGGCGGGAAGCUCCGACCCGGUGGGCGUCUCAACAGGCUUCGGGUCCCGGCGGAGGCCGCUGGCGAGAACUCUGGGACUCGACCUUGGGCGCGCGGGCCCUCCUGCCUUGACCCCCGCCCCACCCGGCGUUCCCGCAGCCUGCGUGCGUCUCGCCUGCUCUGUCCGCGUCCCUGUCGUGCUGUGCCUGACCGUGUCCCCUACGCCGAGAGAGAGGAACCUCCGCGGUGACUUAUUCCCUCCCGGGAGUCGAGGGACGUCCCUUCUAGAGUCGGACUUAUUUUCACUUCUCAGGCGAGAAAAGACAGAAGCUUGUAGAGAGGUCUCGUAAAGGUGCAUUACUUAAACGAAGGGAACCGUGUCCGUCGUUUCCUUUUCCUCUUUGUCUUUGAGUUAUCCUUGGCUGAACGAUGAUCUGCAGUGGGAAGCGGGUGGCAGUGAUGCUUCAUAGCCGGCACCCCCUAAAAUCCAAAAGCGACAACUGAUCUGGUAUGACUCAUGUUACCGACCAAGCCUCACACAGCUACCUGUCAUACCAUGCUUUCCUGUGAUAUUUGUGGUGAAACAGUAACCUCAGAACCAGACAUGAAGGCUCACCUCCUAAUUGUUCACACGGAAAAUGAAGUUAUAUGUCCGUUUUGCAAGUUGUCAGGUGUGAAUUACGAAGAAAUGUGUUUUCAUAUUGAAACUGCUCAUUUUGAGCAGAAUGCAUUAGGAAGAAACUUUGAGAGGGUCAGUACAGUACAAUAUGAAACUUCAGAUCACAAGAAAGACAACACCCUACAGUGUGUAAUGGAAGUUAAUUCAAGUAUCCAUUCAGCCUGUGCAUCUAAUCCAAAAAGUUCAGCACAAAGCCUCCCUAACGAUAGUGCUUUAAAACAUGAAGCCUUCUCUUCAGAGAACUUAACUGAAUCUAGAAAAUUCCUGAAAAGUAGGGUAAAACACUCUAACAUAACCGAGAUAAAAGGAUCAAUUUAUGAAACAGUGUACAGUCCUCCGGAAUGUCCAUUCUGUGGAAAAAUAGAGGCGCAUAGUCAAGAUAUGGAAACUCAUGUGAAAAUAAAGCAUGCCAGUCUUUUAGACAUUCCACUACAAGACUGUGAUCAGCCACUCUAUGACUGCCCUAUUUGUGGGCUAACGUGUGCAAACUACCAUAUUCUCCAGGAACAUGUUGACUUGCACUUAGAAGAGAGCAGCUUUCAACAAGGCAUGGAUAAAGUCCAGUGCUCUGCUGAUCUAGAAUUGGCUCACCAGCUUCAACAAGAAGAAGACAGAAAGAGAUCUGAAGAAUCCAGACAAGAAAUAGAAGAAUUUCAGAAGCUGCAGAGACAAUAUGGUUUAGAUAAUUCUGGAGGAUACAAACAACAACAACUGCGAAAUAUGGAGAUAGAAGUCAAUAGAGGAAGAAUGCAUCCAUCUGAAUUUCAUAGAAGAAAAGCUGAUAUGAUGGAAGCCUUAGCUGUUGGUAUUGAUGAUGGAAAAACAAGAACUUCUGGAAUUAUUGAAGCACUUCAUAGGUAUUACCAGAAUGCUGCCUCAGAUGUGAGGCAUGUGUGGCUUUCUACAGCAGUGGAUCACUUUCAUUCAUCUUUAGGCGACAAAGGCUGGGGUUGUGGUUACAGAAACUUCCAGAUGCUACUUUCAUCAUUAUUGCAAAAUGAUGCUUAUGAUGAUUGCUUAAAAGGUAUGUCGGUUCCUUGCAUUCCAAAAAUCCAGUCCAUGAUUGAAGAUGCCUGGAAGGAAGGUUUUGAUCCUCAGGGGGCCUCUCAAUUUAAUAACAGGUUGCAGGGAACAAAGGCCUGGAUUGGAGCAUGUGAAGUAUAUACACUCCUGACCUCCCUAAGGGUAAAGUGCCGUAUUGUAGAUUUUCACAAGUCGACUGGUCCUUUGGGUACGCACCCUCGCUUAUUUGAGUGGAUAUUGAACUAUUAUUCCUCAGAGAGGGAAGGGAGUCCAAAGGUAGUGUGUACAUACAAACCUCCUAUCUAUCUUCAACAUCAAGGUCAUAGUCGAACUGUUGUUGGAAUUGAAGAGAGGAAAAACAGAACAUUAUGUUUACUGAUAUUUGAUCCUGGGUGUUCUUCUCGAGAAAUGCAGAAACUAUUAAAGCAAGACAUAGAGGCUAGCAGUCUCAAGCAACUCCGGAAGUCUGUGGGAAAUUUAAAACAUAAGCAAUACCAGAUAUUGGCAGCAGAGGGCGCACUUUCCCCAGAGGAGAAAGUUGCCAGGAGACAAGCUUCUCAAGUCUUUACAGCCGAGAAGAUUCCUUGAAGGAUUAAUUAAGCAUUGCAGUGAUUGGGAACUGUAAUUUGUUUUCUAAAUUUAGAUAUUGAACUCCUUAAUACAACUUACGAAUCUGUGAAUUCUCUAAGUACUCAGCAUAUAAUUUGAUUUCUAAAAUGUCUAUGUUAAUUAAAUUAUACCUGUAAUCCUUCAUUGUUUAGUAAUUAUUUCAAUAAACUAUCUUGUUUGCAAUGUA
Carlito syrichta (Philippine tarsier) is the source of this 2703-nucleotide messenger RNA. RefSeq names its product zinc finger with UFM1 specific peptidase domain (gene ZUP1). The transcript has 10 exons. The record is from RefSeq and is a predicted model, not a curated record. Lineage: Eukaryota; Metazoa; Chordata; Mammalia; Primates; Tarsiidae. The coding region runs from base 723 to 2495 and encodes 590 amino acids.